AUGGAAUUUGCUUAUGAGGAUGCUGUUUUGUACAAGCACAGACAAAAACGUUUCAUGCAGGCCUCACAGGUAAAGAAGAAAAGGUUCGAGGCUUUUGCAUGCAUUGCUGUUAGCUAUUCAUUUCCAAGUGUAGUAGCGGAAGUUGCGAAACAAAAUGUCAAAGAAUACAUUUGGCAGAUCGACUUUCUGUGCAUGUAUGAAUCAGGAACUGCAAAUGAUUGA
Ilex paraguariensis (yerba mate) is the source of this 222-nucleotide messenger RNA. NCBI's taxonomy places the organism in Eukaryota, Viridiplantae, Streptophyta, Magnoliopsida, Aquifoliales, Aquifoliaceae. The record is from the annotation of a GenBank genome assembly.